AUGGCCGCUUCGGAAACGUUCGAGUUUCAGGCUGAGAUUUCUCAACUUCUCGGCCUCAUCAUCAAUACCGUCUAUUCCAACAAAGAGAUCUUUCUGCGAGAAUUGAUCUCAAAUUGCUCCGAUGCCUUGGACAAGAUUCGAUAUGAGGCCCUGUCAGAUCCCAGCAAACUGGACACUGGCAAGGAUCUCAGAAUCGACAUCAUCCCCGACAAAGAGAAUAAGACACUCACCAUCAUUGAUACCGGUAUUGGCAUGACCAAAGCUGACCUCGUCAACAACCUGGGUACAAUUGCCCGAUCUGGCACCAAGCAGUUCAUGGAAGCAUUGACUGCUGGCGCCGACAUCUCAAUGAUUGGCCAAUUCGGUGUCGGUUUCUAUUCUGCCUACUUGGUUGCCGAUAGGGUCACAGUCAUCUCCAAGCACAAUGAUGACGAACAAUACAUCUGGGAAUCCAGCGCAGGCGGUACUUUCGUUAUCAGACCGGACACAGAUGGCGUGCCGCUCGGUCGCGGAACCAAGCAGAUCCUGCACCUCAAGGAGGAACAGCUCGACUUCUUGAACGAGUCCAAGAUCAAGGAAGUGGUCAAGAAGCACUCUGAGUUUAUCUCGUACCCUAUCUACCUCCACGUGAAGAAGGAGACCGAGAAGGAAGUCCCUGACGAGGAUGCCGAAGAGGUUGAAGAAGAUGACGAGAAGAAACCCAAGGUCGAAGAGGCUGAAGACGAUGAAGAAGAGAAAGAGAAGAAGAAGAAGACCAAGAAGAUUACGGAGAUCAAGGAGGAGGAAGAAGAACUCAACAAGACGAAGCCGAUCUGGACUCGUAACCCCUCCGAGAUCACCCAAGAAGAGUACGCUGCCUUCUACAAGUCGCUCUCCAACGAUUGGGAAGAUCACCUCGCCGUCAAGCACUUCUCAGUUGAAGGCCAGCUUGAAUUCCGUGCCAUCCUCUUCGUCCCGAAGCGUGCGCCAUUCGACCUUUUCGAGACCAAGAAGACCAAGAACAACAUCAAGCUCUACGUCCGACGCGUCUUCAUUACCGAUGAUGCCACUGACUUGAUUCCCGAAUGGCUCAGCUUCGUCAAGGGUGUCGUCGACUCGGAAGAUCUGCCUCUGAACUUGUCUCGUGAGACCCUCCAGCAGAACAAGAUCAUGAAGGUCAUCAAGAAGAACAUUGUCAAGAAGUGCCUUGAGCUCUUCAACGAGAUUUCUGAAGACCGCGAGCUCUUCGACAAGUUCUACUCUGCCUUCAGCAAGAACAUCAAGCUUGGUAUCCAUGAGGAUGCUCAGAACCGUCCGGCUCUUGCCAAGCUGCUCCGCUUCAACUCGACCAAGUCUGGUGAUGACGCCACCUCCCUUACCGACUAUAUCACUCGCAUGCAAGAACACCAGAAGCAGAUCUACUACAUCACCGGCGAGUCCCUCAAGGCUGUCCAGAAGUCUCCCUUCCUGGACGCUCUCAAGGAGAAGAACUUCGAAGUCUUGUUCUUGGUUGACCCCAUUGAUGAGUAUGCCAUGACCCAGCUCAAAGAGUUUGAUGGCAAGAAGCUGGUCGACAUCACCAAGGACUUUGAGCUUGAGGAGACCGAGGAAGAAAAGAAGGUGCGUGAGGAGGAAGAGAAGGAGUUCGAGGGUCUCGCCAAGAGCCUCAAGAACAUCCUCGGCGACAAGGUCGAGAAGGUUGUGGUUUCCCACAAGCUCACCGGUUCUCCAUGCGCCAUCCGUACCGGUCAAUUUGGUUGGUCUGCCAACAUGGAGCGUAUCAUGAAGGCCCAGGCCCUCCGUGACACAUCCAUGUCUUCCUACAUGUCCUCUAAGAAGACCUUCGAAAUCUCCCCCAAGUCCGCUAUCAUCCGUGAGUUGAAGAAGAAGGUUGAGGCUGAUGGCGAGAACGACCGUACUGUCAAGUCAAUCACCCAACUCCUCUUCGAGACUUCCCUGUUGGUGUCUGGCUUUACCAUCGAAGAACCGGCCAGCUUUGCUGAACGUAUCCACAAGCUUGUCUCUCUCGGCUUGAACAUCGACGAGGAGCCAGAGACUGCUGAGGAGACGACCGAAGCCGAAGCUCCGGCUGCCGAGACCUCUGGUGAAACUGCCAUGGAGGAAGUCGACUAA
Molecule: messenger RNA, 2112 nt
Organism: Capronia epimyces CBS 606.96
Lineage: Eukaryota; Fungi; Ascomycota; Eurotiomycetes; Chaetothyriales; Herpotrichiellaceae
Product: heat shock protein 90
Exons: 2
Coding region: 1-2112 (703 amino acids)
Biological process (GO): protein stabilization; cellular response to heat; protein folding
Cellular component (GO): protein-containing complex; plasma membrane; perinuclear region of cytoplasm
Molecular function (GO): ATP-dependent protein folding chaperone; ATP hydrolysis activity; ATP binding
Source: RefSeq, a predicted model, not a curated record